This is a messenger RNA of Passer domesticus (house sparrow), 1700 nucleotides long. RefSeq names its product maestro heat-like repeat-containing protein family member 7. Lineage: Eukaryota; Metazoa; Chordata; Aves; Passeriformes; Passeridae. The transcript is spliced from 8 exons. Bases 16 to 1059 code for a protein of 347 amino acids. The record is from RefSeq and is a predicted model, not a curated record. Gene Ontology annotation, cellular component: cytoplasm.
CCCUGCAGAGCUGCCAUGGCCAUGUGGAAAACCAUCAUGGGCUCAAGCAGGACUGCGGAGCUGGCACAGCUGGUACUCCUGGAUGUGCUGGGGAACUGGCCUGAGCACAGCACGUGCACCUCCGAUGGGGACAAAACGGGUGUCUUUGCCCUGGCUGCAACUCUGGUGAUGUGGAAGAUCCUCCAGGUGCGCUGUGUCCCACAUCUAAUGAAGUUUUAUUUCCCACGCCUGUUUGUGCACCUGCUCUUCCAAGUGUUCUUCAGCACAGAAGAGAUGCCAAAGAAGGUUGAUACCUUCUGGAAGGGAUGCCAGGAAGAACACGGCCUUGCCACCAGCCCCAACAGCUUUGCAGUGAGGACCCUGAAGUUGCUGCUCUGCCGAAAGCAGUACAAGGAUGUGGUGGUGGCAAUGGAACGCAAGGGUGCCUGGGACACACUGCUGUGUGCUGACACCCACCACUAUGCCGUGGGUCUGCUGGCCAGGGAGAUGUCCUGCGUCUCCAUACUCUCCUGUUCCUGGAUCUUUCGCUACCUGCUCCGGCUGCUGAGCACACAGGAGCCACACUGGGAUCUGCCUGCCCUGGCGUUCCUUGUGGAGGUCCUCGGGUGCCUGGACUUGAGGGAACGUGAUGCUGACAGAGUCCUGCAAAUCUUGUCAAGGCAUGUGCAGAGCAAGUGCAGGGAGAGGCGUCACCUGGCACUCAGGGCCCUUCUCAAGCUCACUGAUGAUCCCUCGAUGAAUAAUAGCCAGGUGCAACUGCUCUCCAUAUUGCUCUUCCGAACAUUGCUGACUCUUCCACUGAAAAAGGAAAGAAAGGUCCUGAAGUCACAGGUGCGACAGAGCCUGCUCCCACUCUUCUUCCACUGCCAUGAUGAGAAUUGGCGUGUGGCACAAGCUUCUCUGGAAACGCUGCUUUGUGUGGCUGACUUCCUGAAGAGGAAGGAUCUUGACAAAGUGGCAAAGGAGAAGAAACUGUGGAUGUUUGCAGACACCCUGGAGUGCCUGUGCUGGGGAAAAGUGACAGAAAUUAUGCUCUCGGAGGGGUUGGAGUGCCUUUGAUAGCUGAGUCAGUCAGACCUGUAAGUAAGGUUAAGUCAUGAGGAAUAACCUAAGUUAAAUGUUGUUAAGAGUUGUUUUGCUGCUAAGUAGCUAUGUUUAAUAUAAGUUAUAAGCUGAGUUAAAUACUGUUAAAUGUUAUUUCUUUGUUAAAUUGCAAAGUCAUAGGUCAUAGGUUAAAUACUGAUAAGCUCUGUUCUUUUGCUAAAUUGUGAAGUUGAAGGUAUCAGUUAAGGUUAAGGUGGAAGUUAAGGUUAAGUUAUAAGUUAAGUCCUGUUAAGUUUGAGCUCUGUUAAGCUUUUGGGCCACAUUCCUUUUAUCCUUGCCCUCACUGUCCUUGUGUCACACACACACACACACACACACACACACACACACACAGGGGCGGUUUUCGGUUCCUUUCUGGUUUGAUUGCCUGGAUUUUGUUUGGUUUUGUUGUUGCUUUGUUUCCUUCGUGUGCUUGAAGUGUCCAGUCAGGAGCAGAGUGACUCUUGCCAAGGAAUUUUGUGGUGCUGUCACUUAAUAUUAAAUCUGGUUGUUGCUGAUCCCUUGCUGGGGAUUUUUUCAGCGCUCUCAAGCACUUGUUCGUAACAGGGUGAAGGAGCCCUGGCCCAGGCUCUGGCCCUGGGGGACACGGGGACACU